This is a messenger RNA of Salarias fasciatus (jewelled blenny), 1477 nucleotides long. RefSeq names its product class I histocompatibility antigen, F10 alpha chain-like. Gene Ontology annotation, cellular component: external side of plasma membrane. Gene Ontology annotation, biological process: immune response. The transcript has 4 exons. NCBI's taxonomy places the organism in Eukaryota, Metazoa, Chordata, Actinopteri, Blenniiformes, Blenniidae. The coding region runs from base 123 to 1184 and encodes 353 amino acids. The record is from RefSeq and is a predicted model, not a curated record.
GCUGUGCACCGACAGGCUGCAGAAAUGAAGCUGGCUGAAGUUCAGUUUAUUUUGGUUUCCUUCUUCUUCAGCUCAGACGCUCAAAGUGUUUCAGUGAGAGAAGAAAGAGAGGACAGGUGAACAUGCAGCUCCUCCUGGCUCUCUUCUUCCUGCUGGGAAUCCCCAGCGGGGCUCCAGAAAUUCACUCUCUGAAGAUUUUGAUCACUGGAUCAUCUCAAGUUACAAACUUUCCAGAGUUUGUGAUCGUUGGAUUGGUGGAUGAUGUUCAGAUUGCGCACUAUGACAGCAACAACAAGAAAUUAGUUUCCAAACUGGACUGGAUUAAGACAAUCGCAGAAUAUUUUCCAACAUACUUUGUUAGAUACACUGAGCUCUCCAUGGGAAUUCAACAAUUUGUCAAAGGAAACAUUGAGAUCAUGAAGCAGCUCUUCAACCAAAGUGGAGGUGUUCACAUCAAUCAGCGCAUGUCUGGAUGUGAAUGGGACGAUGAAACUGAUGAAGUUAAUGGAUUUUGGCGGUACGGUUAUGAUGGAGAAGAUUUCAUCUCUUUAGACAUGAAGACAGAAACAUUCAUCGCUCCAGUUCAACAGGCUGUUCCCACCAAACAAAAGUUGGAAAAUGACAAAGCUUUCAUAGCACAGCAGAGGUACCACUACACGAAAGAAUGUCCUGAUUGGCUGAAGAAACUUUUGAAGUUUGGUCGGAGCUCACUGAUGAGAAAAGAUCUUCCCUCAGUGUCUCUCCUCCAGAAGACUCCCUCCUCUCCGCUCACCUGCCACGCUACAGGUUUCUACCCCGACAGAGCCGACUUGUUCUGGAAGAAAGACGAGGAGGAGCUCCAUGAGGACGUGGUCAAAGGAGAGAUCCUCCCCAACCAUGACGGGAGCUUCCAGAUGAGCGUUGAUCUGGAUCUUUCAGGGCUCAAAGAUGAAGACUGGGGGAGGUACAGCUGUGUGUUUCAUCUGGCUGGAGGACAGGAAGUCUCCAAGAGACUGGACAAACGGGACAUCAGGACCAACUGGAAGACAAAUGAUGGAGGUCAGAGACUCUUCAUUUCACUCUCAUUCUCUCAUUUGUCACUUCAGGAAAUCAAGUCCAGCAUCAUAGAAUGUGAAGUUGACUUCAGUCCAGAACUUUCCCCUCAUUUCCCAGAGAUCCAAACCUCCAGAGUUCAUCUGGAUUGAUUUCCACAUGUGACUGAGGCCUGGAUCCCAUCUGUCAGUCUGUGAAUGCAGCGUCUUCUUCCUGCUUCCACUGUCCAAAAGCAGAUGGGAUGUGAGCCUCAUGAGAGCAGCAGAUCAGAAUGUGGAGACGUUCCACUGACAGUGUCAAUGCAGCCUCAAUGCAGCCACAGUCAUCUUGUCAGCAGUCUUUGCCGCUCUCUGCAGGCAGCAGUGCUGAUGCAGCUGAUCAGGAUGCUCUCCAUGCUGCAGCUGGAGGAGCUGCUGAGGCUCUUUGGAGACGUCCCACACUUCUC